AUGCUCCUGUUCAACAUCUUCGUCUCGAUCGCUGCGUUGGCCAACUAUGCGCUCGGAUACGCCUGCGUCCAGUCAUGCAGACUCGAGGGCAUUGACAGCCGCCUGCGACCCCUUCUCUGUCACCCCCCUCCCAGCUGCGACAUGAAAAGGCUACGGUGUGCUGCCUUGCUGCUAGACAUUCCGUGCUGCUAUGCAAUCUGGCAGGAGUGCGCCUGCCAGUACUUGGCCGAGCGGGUUGUCCCUCCCGCUCUGCCUGCGUCUUACGCCGCCGUCAUCGCGGAUCAUUCGCAGCCCUCACGUGCGAUGGCUUUCAUAUGUCUCCAAUUCGGUUGUCCGACCAAGAUCAGCCCGGAAGAAUCGGUCGGCGCAUCGUCAGCUACAAGAAUAUGUCCUAGAUGCCACAAUCCUUCCAUCACGGCUGCGAGUAGCCGAAGAUGGUUUGAGUUCUGCUUCAUCCCCUUGAUCCCGUUCAAGAAGAAGCAUCUAUGGCUGUGCACGAUCUGUCAGUGGAGAUCGGAGAACGCGCAGGAUGGCAACGGACCGCCCAUAGCAGGAGGCGGAGGGCCACAAGCUGUCAAGCAAGGCGGAGGCAUUCACGCCCCCAAGCAGUAG
Molecule: messenger RNA, 612 nt
Organism: Mixia osmundae IAM 14324
Lineage: Eukaryota; Fungi; Basidiomycota; Mixiomycetes; Mixiales; Mixiaceae
Exons: 9
Coding region: 1-612 (203 amino acids)
Source: RefSeq, a predicted model, not a curated record